Molecule: messenger RNA, 243 nt
Organism: Fomitiporia mediterranea MF3/22
Lineage: Eukaryota; Fungi; Basidiomycota; Agaricomycetes; Hymenochaetales; Hymenochaetaceae
Exons: 3
Coding region: 1-243 (80 amino acids)
Source: RefSeq, a predicted model, not a curated record
AUGGUGGUGAAGCUACGCAAGGGUGUCGCCAGCACCGUUGCGAGCAGGGAUGUGGUUGAUACUGGUACUGGAGCCUCAAAGGGUGCAGCUCGAGCAAGUUCUUUCACGUUUGCGUUAAACGUUCGUACGACUUCCCAGUUACAACUUGAUGUAUAUUACUUUUCUGCGGUUGUAACCGAAGUGCAUCACGCAACGAGUCUGAACCAACUCGGUGCACAAAACGUCAUAUGGAGAUUCACAUAG